Biomphalaria glabrata is the source of this 4593-nucleotide messenger RNA. RefSeq names its product lipid scramblase CLPTM1L-like. Lineage: Eukaryota; Metazoa; Mollusca; Gastropoda; Planorbidae. The transcript is spliced from 18 exons. Gene Ontology annotation, cellular component: endomembrane system; membrane. The record is from RefSeq and is a predicted model, not a curated record. The coding region runs from base 105 to 1697 and encodes 530 amino acids.
UAUAUAUAUAUACAUAUCUAGAUCUAGGUUCUUUGGCUACCAUUUGAUUGCGGCAUUGCCGGCAUCUUUUCUGUUCCUGUUAAGUACCAAAACUAGAUUCAAUAAUGUUGAGUGUGGUAUUCACCAAACUGCUGCCUGCCAUCUUUAUAGGCUAUAUCUCCUACUCUGUAUACACAAUGUACACAUUAUUUGUACCUCCUGUCUGCACUCAAAAACAUUUAUGCAUUAAACCAUAUUUAUCUAAGUCACCAAAACUUGGGCUUCAGAUCUCAACAUCUCUCAGCACAAAUCCUAGAAGCACCAUGACAACCGUCUGGAAAAAUGAAGAAUUCUCUAUAGAUCAGAAUAUUGAAAAAUCUUUCAAUGUAAGCAUUCCAAAAUCAACUAGAAAUAAUGGCACAUUAUACGUACAUGCUUUUUUAUAUCUUCGGGGUCAGUCACCAGAAACUUCAUUUAUUUCACAUGAUGUAUCAGAGAUUACUACAUUUUCUAUUCCACAAGAUUCAUUUGUUAAUUUACUCAGGAGUAACAGUAAGGAGAAUUCUACAAAGUUUAAAUCAUCCUUGAAAUCUGAGAAACCAUAUGUACAUUGGAGACCAAAAUUAAUCCUAAAUAUUCUUGAUGAAACGGUUGAACUUGAUCGUACCAAAAUUCCUGGAGAAAUGUUUCAUAGAUUUAGACUGACUCAAGAUGGAAAGUUUUAUUAUCCUAGUGUGUUUAUUAAUGAAUUUGGCUAUCGAAUUCAAGAUUUAUUGCUCAUAGAAAAAGAUUCUUCAUUCCAGCCUUUGACUAUAUUUUAUUAUCCUUUAUCUUUUGGUAAAAUGAGAUUGUUAAUCAACAUUGGACAUUCCUUUACAAAACUUAGAGAAUUAGGUUUUACAGAGAAAGACACUGAUGAGAUAAAAAGCAUUUUUAUGGAUAACCAUUUGUAUAUUUUACUUUUGACAUUUACAAUAGCUGCUUUUCAUAUACUAUUUGACUUUUUGGCAUUUAAAAAUGAUGUUAUGUAUUGGCGUGAGAAAAAAAAUAUGGUUGGUUUAUCAACAAGGGCAGUUAUAUGGCGCUGUGUAUCUACUGCCAUCAUAUUUUUGUAUUUAAUGAAUGAGAACACUAGCCUUCUUGUUUUGAUACCAACUGGAGUGGGCAUGCUGAUUGAGCUUUGGAAAGUAUCUAAAGCUUUGAAAGUGAAAAUUCAAUUCAAUGGCCUUAUUCCUUCAUUUAUUUUUGAUGAUACAAAUGAAAAAGAGAAAGAAACAGAAUCUUUUGACUCUCAGGCCAUGAAAUAUUUGUCCUAUGUACUGUAUCCCCUGUGUAUAGGUGGAGCAAUCUAUUCUUUACUAUAUGUGCAACAUAGAAACUGGUAUUCAUGGAGCAUUACUAGCCUUGUGAAUGGAGUGUAUGCUUUUGGCUUUCUCUUUAUGUUACCACAAUUGUUUGUCAAUUAUAAGUUGAAAUCUGUUGCUCAUUUACCUUGGAAAGCUUUUAUGUAUAAGGCCUUCAAUACAUUCAUAGAUGAUGUAUUUGCUUUUAUCAUCACCAUGCCAACAGCUCAUAGGUUGGCAUGUUUUAGAGAUGACUUAGUUUUUGUUCUUUAUCUGUACCAGAGGUGGCUGUAUCCUGUAGAUAAAAGUCGAACCAAUGAGUAUGGCAUGUCCUUCACAACAGAGGAGGCUAAAGAAAAAAAGAAAACUCAAUAAAUUGAAGAGCUUCCAGAAAUCUGAUUCCUUGCUGCACUUGACUUUCCUCAGCAACAGAAUUGAUGAAAUGUUAAUACUAUUACUAACAUGAAAACUGUUAAAUCCAAAAUUAAUUUUAAAAUAUCAAUUCUAUGUAAAAAAAUAAAAAAAUUUAAAUGUGUAUUUUAUGGUGUAUGAAUGUCAGAACACAAGUUACCUGCCUUGAAUUAAGUAACCUAGACCUUCAGAUUUUGCUGAACAACUUCCUUGACCUUUGAAUAAAUAUCAUGGUUGUAUAUUUUUGUUGCUCAAAGAUAAAACCAUAUUACAAAAAAAAAAAUGGUGGUAAAUUCCAAUUUUUUAUUUUUACAAAUGUUUAUAAGCUAUCACAGAUGUUUCACAAAAUUUGUGUCAAAUCUGAUGGAUUUCUUCUCAGGAUAGACUUUUGAAAAAGAAAAAUGUGUGUUGUCACUACUAUUGUACACUUGUAUGAUGGUGUUGUUUUUUUUCUGACAUUUUGGUUCAUUCAGGCUUUUAUUGUCAUUGCAUAUUGUAUUUUAUGGCAUUGACUUUAAUUUUUUUUUUUUCUGAAAAUAUUUUAUGAAGCAUAAUACACAUUGAAUUUAUGAGGGCACUGCAGCAUGUAUUGAAAUGCUAAAUUGCUAUAUUUUUAAACAUGUCAAAUUUCUUUAAUGAUUUACUGAAUUGAAUAUGCCAAUAAUCUCUUUUGUCAUGAUUUUUUUUUAUUAAAAGAAUGAAAACUGCAGUCAAACUACAUUAUUAUAUGGUAGUAUGAAUCUUGAAUUUAUUUCACUUUUUCAAUGUUAAAUGAUUUUCAAUUUGGCUCAUUCAAACACGUAUUGAUUUCAAUUAAUUUUGUUUUUCUUGUCUUCCCUUACUAAAAUAGAAGCACUUAAUACAUUACUACAAAGUAACCUCCCAGAUUGUAUAAUAUAACAAAGAAAAGAAUUAGAAGUAGCAUUUACCUUUUUUUUUUGUAUAGAUUACCCUUAUUUGUCAAACAGCAUAAGAAUUACAUGAUAUUGAAUCCCCUUGAAGAACUGAAGUCUUGAGAAGUGUUAUUUCAAAAGGAAAAGGCUAUGACCUUUGCUUUGGUUCAAUGUUGAGGCCAGCACAAGGACCAAACAUUCCUUAACUCUAGUCAAGUUUAUGUUAUAGCUGAAUAAUACAAUUUGUCUUAACCAGGACUGGAACAUUAGGAAGUGAUAUAACUGGUAAAUGUUAAUGUCUGUAUAAACAUUGGUUUAUCUUUUCUACUUGACCUGCUUACGGUUGGACAUUGAAUGAAUUGAGUCCAUUGCAUAGGCAAUUUUGGGAUUUAAAAACCACCCCUCCAGAGGAUUUUUCAGGUUAAUUGCAGACCUGUUCAUUCAAUACAAUCAUUGAGGUUCAACUCUACCCCAAAUUAGGCAUUUCACUCAUUGAUUUGUUUUUCUACUGGUCGCUGGGUUCCAUUAAUUAAUUGUAGUGAAUAGCGGAUUUGAUAAUUGACCUACAGUUUUUUAAUAGAAGAUUAGGAGGAUAAUUUACUGUAGACACCUCAGAAUAUGCAUUUUUAAAAAUUUCAAAUACAGGAAAUAAUGCUUGGUGCUUAGGCUCUGCUUUAGACCCCGCUAGGGUGGCGCUCACCUAGACCCACUAGCUGGCAAGGGAGAGGUGUCUACUGUUUGGAUGUAAUGAAGUUUAAUUAUGUAUAUUUAUUUAUAUAUAUGCAUGUGUGUUUAAAGGAAAAAAAAAUUACCCACCACCCACAAAAAAACUCAUGGCUACACCCAUAGUCUUAGACUUAGGUCCUCCCGCGCUGUUCGGCGCAUUGGGCGGCAAGCUGUCUCCAUAAUGAUCUGUCACUGGCAAUGUCUGAAGCCUCCUCCCACCUGGUGUCCACUGUUCUGAGGUCCUCCAUGAAGGUGUGUCACCAGGUAAUACGAGGACGUCCCUGUUUGCGCUUUCCUCGUUUUGGCUUCCAUGUUAUUGCAACUCUUGGUGUAAUUCAUUUUGACGUAGAACAUGUCCCGCAAACCUCAUGCGACGCUCAGUCACAACCUCACUAAGUGUUAGACUUCCAGUUCGGCAUAGAAUUUCCUUGUUUGAAAUCCGGUCUGUGUAACUGACUCCCAAAAUCCGUCUCAGCCAUCUCUGUUGAGCCACAUUUAGUCUUUUCUCAAUUUUGACAGAUGACUUCCACGUCUCACAUGCAUAUGUAGCAGUUGGAAUGACGAUUGUGUUGAGAAGGUGUAUUUUUGUCUCGAGUCCAAUGGCUUGGCUAGUCCAAAUAGGCUGCAGCCUUUGGAAAAUGCUCCCUGCCUUUCCUAUUUGGCACGCUACAUCAUGGUAAGCAAUUCCAUCAUUUGUUAUGAUGCUGCCAAGGUACGUGAACUUGUCCAGCUCUUCAAGCUUUGACUCGCCAAGUCUGACGGGGACACCCAUAGUAAAAGUUAAUAAUAUAAAUACCUUUUAUUAGUAAUUGCAUUAAAUAAUAAAUUAUAUUUGUAUACUCAUAAGAGGGAAUGUUUCAGGACAAGUCUGAAAUGAUGAAGUCUGUUCAUCUUUAUCCCACAUCUAUCCACUGAGUCUGAUCCUUUCUUCUCUUUGAACCAGGCCUCAAUGUGAAUGUUUUAUUUAACAAAUAUGGGAGAAUAUAAAGACAUUUCUUUGAUCAUUUGUUUGACCUUUUCUUGACAUAACAAAAUAGUUGUAAUGAACUUGUGCUCAAACAUUUUUUUUUCAUUUUAUUAUCUUGCAAUUAUUUAUUCAUUAUUAUUUAUUCAUUGGCUUGACUCAUUUUUUUUCUUUUUUUGGUUAAAGAAAAUUUUAAAAUAUUUUUUCUAUUGAAAAGCUACAUUUUUUUUAUUUGUAUGUUAAAUAAGAAAUUAUUGAUUAAAUUGAUUAAGAUGAA